CCGUCCUCUCUGCAACCCACAAGGCUGGGAACCUCAAAUUCAUACGGGCCGACGAUCCACAACAAACUGCCCUCAACGCUACAACAACAAUGUUAAUCUCAAGACUCCAUGACCCCGAUUCCCUCUCCACAACCGCCAUUACUAUCCUUGCGCUCACUUCCCAAUCCCUCACUCAGCGGUCACGAAGCCGGGCUAUGGAUCGGGGUCGGCGUUUUACUAGGCUUCGCCUUCAUAUCCCUGGUUCUAGGGGCUUUGGAGCAAUGGCGUGGAAAUUCACCGAAAGCGUUUCGCGCCAAAGUCGAUGAAUUGAAAGCCCAAGCUUCCACAAUUAGCACACAGAAAAUGAGAAUACAAGCCUUGGAGAAUAUAGGGCGUGAUAAGGAGGAAACGAUUGCAGACUUGGUAGAAUGGAAAAUAAGGAAGAAGCGGAAAUCCAAGGCAAAGGAGGGGAGGAUUCGGGAAUUGGAGGAGGUAAAAAGGGAAUUACAGGAAGAAAUGGCGCGCAGGAUGUUAGUGAUUGAUCAGAAUAACGCCGAGAUCGAAAUGGCCAAUAGAGAGCUUACAGCAAGAGGCGAGACCAUCGCUACACAUACGACAACGAUACGGAAUAUAACAAUUGAACGGAACGAAUUAAGGAGAGAUUUGGUGACCGCGAGAAGGAGACUAGGAGUUCUAGAGGUCAGCGAGCAGCGUCUUCUUCAACAAGUCAACUUCCAUCUUGAAGAGGUACUCGAGCGGGACGCGGAGAUUGCGAGGAAAGACGCUGAGAUUGCGAGGAAAGAUGCAGCGAUUGCGAGGAAAGAACUUUAAUGCAGAGGCUAAAUUAUCUUAUGAAGUUACGAGUGGAGUGUACGUAUUGGAGGAUGCCAGGAACUUGGGAUAGCUGGCUAUGGAGGUUUUUGUACACAUGAGAUUGGUA
Messenger RNA from Lindgomyces ingoldianus, 919 nucleotides. RefSeq lists its product as uncharacterized. The record is from RefSeq and is a predicted model, not a curated record. NCBI's taxonomy places the organism in Eukaryota, Fungi, Ascomycota, Dothideomycetes, Pleosporales, Lindgomycetaceae. Bases 109 to 810 code for a protein of 233 amino acids. The transcript has a single exon.